CUGGUGCUUCCUCAUGAUUGGGUUCAAGGUUUCCAUUUUUUUGGCUAGAAUCUCUCAAAACUGUCACUGACUCUUCUCAUUGCAUCCUACUGGGUGACCGUGAUUCCACUCUGCCCGCUCUGACAACCUUCACUUUGAUCUCUUGAUUAAGGUGGUGGCUACCAAGUUUCACACCAUGGAACUUUCACACACUCUUCCAGAUUUGUAAUUGAUAGCAAUUUUGUGGGGAAUUACUCUGAGACUACGAAUAUCCUGUUUCUCAUCAAAUUUUAAUUAAUUAAUAUCGGUGGGUUAUAGUCUGUUGCUCUCAUUGUUUCUUUUGAUGUUCAGAUUGUCUUUGAUUUGGGAGCGUCUUCAAGCUGGCAGCUGUGUGCUUUUUACAUCUCCAUUCUUUUUUUGAGGAAUUCCUUGCUUUCUGAUAGAACAAGUUUUUUUUAAGCUCCUUUUGUCCUUAUGCUACCUUGGCCCUGGAGUCAGCCUUUAAUGAUAUUUAGAAACUAAUAUCUGGGCACCAGGAGUACUACUGCUGUUAGAGUGCCACAGCUCCUGGACCUUCUCCGUGGACAGUCAGGAAGUGUAGGUAUGUGACACACACACAUGAAUCACAAGGAUAUCUCAAGUUCCACAGAGGUCAUUCUAGCUGUUUGCCAUUGUCCCUAGUAUUUGUACCUAUUCGGUCAGGCUCCCUGUUUCUGCCCCCACCCUCUCUCCCUUGCACAGGUGCCCUCCUCAGCCACUCAGAUGUCAGUGCCCCCCACCUCCACGUGGCUCUGAAUUUCCCUGCUGGGCCAUCUCUUCUAGGGGUUUCUUCUUCACCCUGCUUGGUUGGGCCCCAGCUCCCACACCAGCCACAUCUCCAUGUGCACACUCUCGUCACCUGCCCUGGGCUCUAACCACCUGCCCUGAGCUCUCUGACUCCCGGGCACCAGGUGCCUGCCUUGUUCUGCCACCUCACGUGACUUUCGGACUAAAUUGAGCAGGAGGGGCAGAGCUGGGGAUGGGAAGGCGUUAAUUUAAAUACGCUUUGGCAGAAUUGCCCUUUUCGAUGCACUUUGCUAUUUAAAGGGCUCCUGUUCCGCAUCUCGGUAUAAAGUAACAGUGCUCGGUACAGGGGACGCAAGUGAAGAUAGACACAAUACGACUCUUGUAAAUUACCUUGCAGUUAAUCCAAAUUUCAUUCACAUACUGGGGUUGCUCAGUGUUCAAAAGAAGGUUUCACUUUUAUCUGCUUAUAACAACACUGAAUUACCUGAAUAGAGUCAACAAAGAUAAAAUCUCUAUAACUUUUAUGGAUCCAAAUUUCUGAAAAGACUUUCAUACUUUAAAUAUUUUGCAGAACAUUUAGUUUAUAAAAUGAUAGCUCAUCUUCGGGCAGCUCUGAAAGGCACAUCUGUAGUCUUGAUGAUGUGCCUCAAGAGUAUAGCCUUUGAUUCUGCUGUUUCAUUUCUGGGAAAUUCUGAAGGGAAUAAUAGUCAGGGAUAGGCCUUAAGGAUCAUCUGCAAGGAUGUAUUGAACACCAGGGGAUAAGGUAGGUCAUGGGAUAGAUGAGCCAUGGGGUGAGACAGGGCACAGCCUUUAUGGAGCAUGGACAGAUGGCAGCGGUCAAGGGCAAAGGAGAAGAGUGCACACUUUGGUAAAAAGUACCUUCGUGCUUCUAAAUUAGAAGUUUUUAAUCUUGUGAUUGUAGCAAUUGUCUCUGGAUUAUGAGAAGUUACUUUUUAGGAGAAAACUCCUUGGCUACAGUCACUGUGUGACAUAUUGCUUUUAUGGAGGUGUAAUUAACAUACACAAAAAGGCAUAGAUCUUGUUUUUUUAUGUUUGAUGACUUUUUGACAAUUAUAUACAUCUGUGUAACUACCGCUUAAAACAGGAAGUUGUAUAUUUUUUUUUGCUAGUCAUACCUCAUUGGAAUUCCGGUGGCUGGGGUCCAGUUAAACACGCCCGUCAUCUAUUAUUGCAUGUUCUGCCUGCAGCUUCACUUCCUGCCAAUCAGUGAGAAAUCUUCCCAGUGUUGGUAGUUUUUCACGCUGCAUUGGUGGCACCCUGGUUGUUUGUCCAGUAACUGACAACGAGCGGGAGAUUCAAAAGUGGAUGAAAUAUCCAAAAGGGAUGCUUUUAGAGAUGCUUAUUUAUUUUUAUAUAUAAAGAAUCCCUUUGAAACCUUAUGACUGAGUGUGAAUUUCACUUUCUUGUGGCCCUUCAUAUCCAGAGGUGUAUGUAUUGUCGUGGGAGAAGCAGUAGAGCAGUUUUGUGGCUAAGAAAUGAUGAGUGUGUGCUUUCCUGCUCUUGGUAUUUAGCUGGGGAGGCCCUAAUCUUUUUUUUUUUUUUUUUUUUCUUGGUACACGGGCCUCUCACUGUUGUGGCCUCUCCCGUUGCGACGCACAGGCUCAGUGGCCAUGGCUCACGGGCCCAGCCGCUCCGCGGCAUGUGGGAUCCUCCCGGACCGGGUCACAAACCCGUUUCCCCUGCAUCGGCAGGCGGACUCUGAACCACUGCGGCGCCGGGGAAGCCCGAGGCCCUAAUCUUGUGUGCUCAGUAGUGGUGGUGAGAGCGUCCAUUUUCUCAGUGUUUCCUGCGUGUCUGUCACGGCGUUGAGUGCUUUGCAAACGACUCAAUGUACCUUCACAAUCCCGAGGGCUUCCUUUAUUACCGUUCAAAACGAGAAACUAAGGUGUAGAACAUUGGCGCUCACCCAAGCCUCAUUCCAAAUAUAGUAAAGGACAGAGCAGGAUUGAAACCCAGGUCCGCCUGCCGCGGGGCCGCGCUGCCUCUCUAAGAAGUCCUCCGUGGGCAGUGUGUUCCGGCAGCAGUCUGUCGAGGACAAAGAGGACAAGCCACCCCCGAGGCAGAAGUUCGUCCAGUCGGAGAUGUCCGAGGCCGUGGAGCGAGCCCGAAAGCGCCGGGAAGAGGAGGAGCGCCGGGCCCGGGAGGAGAGGUUGGCCGCCUGUGCCGCCAAACUCAAGCAGCUGGACCAGAAGUGCAGGCGGGCUCAGAAGGCGGGCGGGGCCCAGGAGCCGGCGGGGAAGGAGGCGCCCCGCUCUCCAGGCACCCCACAGGAGAAUGGCCCAGCUGUCCGCAGAGGCUCCCCCGAGUUCUCUGCCCAGGAAGCCCCCAGCACGUUUUCGGAAGAAGCCCCUACAGCUCCUCCAGCUGUGGCUCAGAGCGGCGGCAGUGACGAGCGGGCCAGGGAGCCUGGGUCCCCCGCGCAGGAGUUCAAGUACCAGAAGUCGCUUCCGCCCAGGUUCCAGCGCCAGCAGCAGCAGCAGGAGCAGCUGUACAGGAUGCAGCACUGGCAGCCGGUGUGCCCUCCGCCGCCCCACCCGCAGCGCACCUUCUACCCGCACCAUCCUCAGAUGCUGGGCUUCGACCCCAGGUGGAUGAUGAUGCCUUCCUACAUGGACCCACGAAUCCCACCCACUCGGACCCCAGUGGAUUUCUAUCCCUCAGCCCUACAUCCCUCGGGAUUGAUGAAACCCAUGAUGGCCCAGGAUUCUCUCAGUGGAACGGGCUGUCGCUCUGAGGAUCAGAGCUGUGUGCCCCCACUGCCAGAAAGGAAAGUGACCACCAUCGAUGCAGCCCCUGUGUGGAGCCCCGAGGGUUACAUGGCGUUGCAGAGCAAGGGCUACUCGCUCCCCCACCCGAAAUCCAGUGACACUUUGGCCAUGGACAUGCAUGUCAGGAAUGAAAGCUCUUACUCUGCCUCACCUGGAAGGUCAGGGGGCGUAAGUGCCCGGCGCGAUCUCCUUGAGGAGAGAGGGGAGGAGUACUUGAGUGCUUUUGACAAGAAGGCCCCAGCAGACUUUGACAGCUGUGUCUCUUCUCAAAGAAUAGGCCAGGAGAUUUUGUUUCCACCCCAAGAAAAUGUUCAGGAAGCAGGCGCGCCUGGGAGUCACACCACAAACCUCAGGUGUUCCACACUGGAGCCCGACUUUGCCCCGGCUGAGAAAAAACCAGAGUAUAGCGAUUGGGACGUGAGCCGCCAGCCGAAGGCCGCCGACCCAGACACCAGGGUCGAGAAAGAGGCGCCCCAGGAGGAGCUGUCCUUCAGUGUCUCCUCCUGGGAGAAGGAAGGGAGCCCUGGCAAACAGCCGGCCCUGGAGCCCGAGUGGACACCAGAAGCCCGGGGCACCGGCAGUCAGCACCCGGAGCAGACCAGCAGGACCCGGAGGUCCGGCCCCAUCAAGAAGCCCGUCCUGAAGGCCCUCAAGGUGGAAGACAAGGAGAAGGAGCUCGACAAGGUGAAGCCGGAGCUGGGAGAGGGGAGCGCCCGCCUGGCUCGGGAGACGGGGCCCGUUUGCGAGGCGGCCGAGAACCAGGACCAAGAGAACGCCCCCGCGCUGGCCAGCGUGGCCCCGGCCGCCUCAGAGGACCGGGGCUCGGCCCGUGCUGCCUUGGGCCGCGAGGCCAGCCGGCCGGAGGAGGAUGGCCAGCCCGACGGGGCCCGGGCGGCCAGCCACACCCCCCCUACCAGGAGGAAUAACUGGAUCUUCAUUGAUGAGGAGCAGGCCUUUGGGGGCCGGGGGCAGGCCCGGGGCCGCGGCCGCGGGUUCCGAGAGUUCACUUUCCGCGGGCGGCCCGCGGGCGGCGGCCUCUGUGGCGGGGGUGUCCUUGGGGCGCGGGGCCUCUAUGGCGGCAGCCAGAGGAGCGGCCGCGGCCGGGGACCGCGAGAGUUCGGGCUGGCAGAUGACUUCCCCCGGGCCAAGCCCCGGCGGAGGAUCGCCAGUGAGACCCACAGCGAGGGCUCUGAGUACGAGGAGCUUCCCAAGCGGCGACGGCAGCGGGGCGCCGAGACCGGGGACGAGGGCGCGCUCCCGGAGAGGGAGGAGGCCGCCGGGAGGAAGGGUGACUUCAGGGAGUCCUGGAGGUCCGGCAGGAUGUGCCCCGAGGAACACGGCGGGCCAGAGGCCAAGAACCGAGGCCCGCGGGCCUUCGGGCGCGCCCUCCCCCCGCGGCUGAGCAACUGCGCAUAUGGCCGGAGAACCUUCGCGGCCAAGGAGGCGGCCCCCUGGCCGAGCCGGGGUCUGGGCGCCUCCUGGCAGGAGUCCGGCCCCCCCGACACGUGCGGGGCCCGGCGGCCCUCAGACAGAGACUACAUCCCGGACGCCUACAGACACCCCGACGCCUUGGGCACCCGGGGCUUCGAGGAUGGCCGUGUGGAGGACAAGAGGGCCUUCUUCCAAGAUGACCACGCGGCAGAUUCCGAAAAUGCCGAGAACCGGCCCUUCAGGAGAAGACGGCCCCCGCGCCAGGACAAGCCCCCCCGCUUCCGGCGCCUUCGGCAGGAGCGGGAGGCCCUGGGCCUGUGGGGGCCGGAGGAUGAGCAGCCCCUGCCAGCGGGCCAGUGGCCGGGCCGGCCCAGACCCUGUCCCGGGGACAGGAGCGGCACCACGGGCCGCAGGUCCCCCGAGCUCGCCUGCCAGAACUCCUCGGACCACGCCAACGAGGAGUGGGAGACGGCCUCCGAGAGCAGCGACUUCAGCGAGAGGCGGGAGAGGCGGGACGGGCCCGGGCCCGGGUCCGAGCCCGACCCCCAGGCCGACGGCCUGCCCGGGGCGAGCACGGGCGAGAAGAAGGAGCUGGCCAAGCGGAGCUUCUCCGGCCAGAGACCCCUCGCUGACAGACAGAGCCGGAAGCUGGAGCCGGGAGGGUUCGGGGAGAAGCCUGUUAGGCCAGGUGGCGGUGAGACUUCUCCCCGUUAUGAGAGCCAUCAGAGUGGGACGCCUUUGAAAGCCAAAAGGUCCCCGGAUGACACCUUGCCUGGAGGUCUCGGCUGCAGCAGUGGGAGCGGCCACUACACGCUGGAGCGGGCAGCCCAUGCCACCUCUGACAUCCCUGAAGCCUCCUGUGAGAGGGCAGAGAAGGAGGCCCAGCUUGCUGCCCAGAGGGCAGGCGAACAGGGAGAGACCAUGAAACCGUUUGACCUGAACUAUGGAAAUGCCGGCGUUGAAAACUGCGGAUCCAGCCCCGGAGAGGAGGGUGAGGUGGGCUCUGUGGUGGGGGAAGGCUUCAUCGAAGUCCUGACCAAGAAGCAGCGCCGUGUGCUGGAGGAAGAGAGGAGAAGGAAGGAGCCAGCCGUGCAGGUACCUGUCAAAGGCCGAAAUCUUUCCUCUCGUAUUCCUCCUCGGUUUGCGAAAAAGCAGAACCACCUGUGCCUGGAGCAAGGUGAUGGAGCUGUGCCUGGCAGUAGCCUGGGUACCGAGAUCUGGGAGAGCAGCGGCCAGGCAGCCCUCCCCAUUCAGGCCUCGACCGGCGACUCCUGGGCCAAAGCCGCCACUGCCUUUGCCGGCACCGAGCCCGGCUCUGCCGAGCAGGGCUUUAAGAGCAGCCAGGGAGACAGUGGCGUUGACCUGAGCGCCGAGUCUCGGGAGUCCUCAGCGACCUCCUCGCAGCGCAGCUCCCCGUACGGCACUCUGAAACCCGAGGAGGCGAGCGGGCCUGGCCUGGAGCCCAAGGCCGAUGGCCACAAGGAGCAGACUCAGAAGCAGUCGGAGCCGAAGGAUUCCGAACAAGGCUCAGGACAGAGCAAGGAGCACAGACCAGGCCCCAUCGGCAAUGAGCGGUCUCUGAAAAACAGAAAGGGCUCCGAGGGGGCUGAGCGGCUGCAAGGGGCUGUGGUCCCCCCUGUCAAUGGGGUGGAGAUUCACGUGGACUCUGUGCUGCCAGUGCCCCCCAUUGAAUUUGGAGUCAAUCCAAAGGACUCUGAUUUCAGCUUGCAGCCCGGUUCUGCCUCUGGUCCCGCGGGGAAUCCAGUUGUCAAACUUCAGGACGCGUUGGCCAGUAACGCUGGGUUGGCACAGAGUAUUCCCAUCCUCCGGCGCGAUCAUCACAUCCAGAGGGCCAUCGGCCUCUCCCAGAUGUCCUUCCCCACCGCUGACCUCACUCUGAAGAUGGAGUCUGCGCGCAAGGCUUGGGAGAACUCACCCAGUUUGCCGGAGCAGAGCUCUCCAGGAGGCACUGGCUCGGGCCUGCAGCCUCCAUCCUCCGGGGGAGCCUCCAGCGGGGUCACCUACAGCUCCUUCGGUGGGGUCUCCAUGCCCCCCAUGCCCGUGGCCUCGGUCGCACCUUCUGCGUCUCUUCCAGGCAACCACCUGCCACCUCUCUACCUGGAUGGCCAUGUGUUUGCAAGUCAGCCCCGGUUGGUUCCUCAGACGAUACCUCAGCAGCAGAGUUACCAACAGGCUGCCGCUGCCCAGCAGAUCCCGAUUUCCCUUCACACAUCUCUGCAAGCUCAAGCCCAGCUCGGGCUGAGGGGCGGGCUCCCCGUCUCCCAGUCUCAGGAGAUCUUCAGCUCCUUACAGCCCUUCAGAUCUCAGGUGUAUAUGCACCCCAGCCUGUCACCGCCCAGCACCAUGAUCCUCUCCGGAGGCACAGCCUUGAAGCCCCCCUACUCGGCGUUCCCAGGCAUGCAGCCCUUAGAGAUGGUGAAGCCCCAGUCCGGCUCGCCCUACCAGCCCAUGAGUGGAAACCAAGCCCUGGUCUACGAGGGCCAGCUCGGCCCGGCCGCCGGGCUCGGCGCCUCCCAGAUGUUGGACUCCCAGCUCCCGCAGCAGCUGACGAUGCCGCUGCCUGGCUCCCAGCUGCCCCUGCCUCGGUACGGCUCUGGGCAGCAGCCCCUGCUCCUGCCGCAGUCCAUCCAGCUGUCACAGGGGCAGAGCCUCUCUGUUGGGGCCCCCCGAAGAAUGCUCCCACCUGGCUCCCAGCCUUCGGUCCUUAACACCAGCAGAGAGUCCUCUCAGAUGGAGAUGAAGGGCUUCCACUUUGCCGACAGUAAACAGAAUGUUUCUUCAGGAGGCUCCAUGCCAUCACCGCAGACCUACAGGCCUAGCUCUGCUAGCCCCAGUGGGAAGCCCUCUGGAUCAGCAGUUAACAUGGGCUCUGUGCAGGGACACUACGUUCAACAGGCAAAACAACGAGUGGAUGAAAAGCCCAGCCUGGGAACCGUGAAGCUGCAGGAGGCCCCCUCAGCCGCUUCCCAGCUGAAGCGAACUGGAGCGAUCAAGCCCCGGGCGGUGAAGGUGGAGGAGAGCAAGGCCUGAAGAUGCUGGGCCUGGCCUGCCCGGAAGGACUGCCGCCCCUCGACCUCGCUGCCACCGGACGCUGGGGAGUCUCCCAGGUGGAUCCACCGUCCACCGACCUGGCCCGGACUGCGAGAUCUCCCUGCUCUCCUCCACUCCUGAAAGCUCCGUUGUCCAACCAGCUUGCACCCGUGGAUCUGUGGCAUUGACCUGCUUGGCUUUAACACGAAAAAAACAAAAAAGCAAAUGACUCCAUUCCCGCCUCCUUUGCGCCACGACCGUGGAGUGACCGAGCCGUUGUGCCGUGCAGAUUAACCCCGCCCUCCCCUCCUCAUCCUGCUUCUGGCGGCCAAGGCGCCCUCCACCGAGCUUCCUUCCCUCCCCGCUUUCCGUCCCCGGGCACAGUGGUCUGGCAGCAGGGCCGUUUUAGUUGAGGCUUUUUGUUCUAAAAAGCAGCUAAAGGUUUUUACAAAAGAGAAAGGAAAAGAGAAACACAAGCUUCGUCUGUAAGAGCUGGACUUUUAUAUGUUCUUUGCCAUCCUCUCCCUGACCCCUCUUCUGUUGUGGUAGUUUCCUUUUAACCUCUCUCCUGUUUCAUUUGAUACAUCACUGCUGUGAUACCUUAAGAGGUGACGCGUAGGAACGUGCCCUCUCCUCUCCUGCUCUCUGUGUCUCGGUUGGUUAACCUUUGAGGUUACUUGCAAAAAGAAGUGGUGACUUAAGACACCGCUCCUGAGCUUGGGAAGCGGUGGUGGGAGGGAGGGGAGGGGGGAUGGCGUUUUAGUCGGGAAGCCGCUGGCCUGGUGACCACAGCGACUUCAUGGGCGGCCCGGCUCGGUGAAGUUGACGCCGUUUUUAGCAUAAGAAUUACACAGAAUUUCUGUCUUGAACUCUUCAAAACUGGUGGGGACACUGACCGCUGGGCACCUGAGGUGAAUCAUGGAGAUAGAAGGCCCUGGCAUUUUCCAGUCUGGCCUGGACGGUGCGAACUGACAGCGCCAGCCCCCGUCAGUGUCUGCUUCUGGGACUCCAGCGCCCGCGGGGCCUGAUGUUUUCCCACACGCUCCCUCCCCUCCGAGCUUCCCUCGUCCUUCCUGAGCUGUCCUUCCUGAGCUGCCUCCGUGUCUCUGGGUCCUCCUGUCCCUCCACCUCUCUCACAGCUCGUCACUGGAAGCCACGCACUUCCUCUGUGGUGACGGACGCGUGGACAGUUGUCACUAGAGACCGUGCACUUCAUCCGCGUGGCCGUGAGCACAUGGACGGGGGUUUGGUUGGGUCUACGACAGAGGCGUGAGCUCUGGGAGGCUGCUGGGAGGGCUUCCUUUUCUCCGCUCCCAGCAGCAGACCCAGGCUGUGGGGACAGAGAGGCCUGAGCUGGGCAGUGGGUCUCUUCAAGGACAGAGCAGUGUCCAAGGGGAGGAUGGGUUGCAGGGCUGACGGUGACUCCCAGAACAGCCUGGGUAGCCUCGUAAGUCUGCAGAGCUGCCUUUGUCAGAGUCUGUGUGAGGCAUUUUAUGCUAGGCUUUUGUUUUUUAGAUAAGAAUUAGAAGGAAAUCAUCCCAAAUUCUGUCGUUCCAAGGAAAGGCGAGGGGAAAUUUGAAGUUUUGCUCACGCUCUUGGGAGUAACUAACGCGCCAUCUACCUGCCGUUGCUGGCGGGUCCAGGGAAGACCUGCCUCGGAGAAUGGGCAGUAGGCCAUCGGGGGCGUGCCCCACAGAGUCCACCCGCAGUGUCGCCACAGGUGUGUGACAGUCACUCGGGCAGUGGCUCUAAGCUCUGUCCAGUGUGGAACACGGGGAAAGAAGCGCCUUAGGAACCGCCGAAGUCACUUGUUGCUCUUCAGUGCUUUAAGGAAGUGGGGGAGCAACAGCCUCCUGGCAGAGGGUGCAGGGCUCCUCCGGCGUCAUCCGGGGAGGCCGGUUUUCCUGAAGGAUGCUUCGCUGCUUGUUCGAUAGUGUUCAGCACUCCCUCCUUGCCUCCACCCUCAGGCCUUACUUCUCACUAGCUUUUUUUUUUUUCUCCUUCAUCCCCUGACUCUUUACUCGGAAGGCCCUUCUUGAAGGGCUGCCCACUGGCUCACCUGCUCUUGUCUCCCUUCCCCCGCGAGUGCCUAGCUGCCGUCCCUGCACCCAGCCGCCCUGACUGAGCUCCUCUCCGCUCCAGUCGCCCCUGCAGAGGCCACACACUCACUCUUAGAAACACGGCCAGACCCCUCACACCUAAUUCCAGUGCACAUUGUUUGUCAAAAGGAAAAAAGGCUUUCUCAUUUUGAAAUUGAACAGGACAGUCCUGGAUGCUGUUACAAACUCUCAAGCUGUAUGCUUCAGGUGAACCUGCCAUCGGAGUGACGGUACUUCCUGUUUGAGAAAAAAUAAAAACGAAAGGGUCACCUGUUAUCCAGCCCUUUUCUCUACCCCUGUAUUUCCCCACCCCCACCCCCCAAUAAAAACAGAAAACACUAGAA
This is a messenger RNA of Orcinus orca (killer whale), 10479 nucleotides long. RefSeq names its product proline rich coiled-coil 2B (gene PRRC2B). The transcript has 22 exons. The coding region runs from base 2868 to 8036 and encodes 1722 amino acids. The record is from RefSeq and is a predicted model, not a curated record. NCBI's taxonomy places the organism in Eukaryota, Metazoa, Chordata, Mammalia, Artiodactyla, Delphinidae. Gene Ontology annotation, biological process: cell differentiation.